GCAGAGGUCGGGGUGUGUUUCUUGUUGCUCCGCCUGGCCUGACUGUGAGGAGGUGUAAUCACAGAAACACCUGUGUGGGAGAGGGAAGGUCUCACUCUUUGUUUGUCUGGAGAAAGGAGCAGAGAAGUGGCUCUGUCUCAUGCCUGACCAGGUAACACAGCUUCACAGGAUAACUAUUCACUCAGCUGCUGCUAUUUAAAGAGCUUACCUCAUAUUUGUAGGGCUGAUAACCACAUAAACCACCCAGCAGAGGGUGAUUGAAUGACCAUGAGGAUGAGGCACUACUUGUCUCAUUUAACGUUCACCUCUGGACUGAUGAUUGGAUUUGUCUUCCUUCACUUACUGUUGGACCUGAACAUUUCACAAGAACAGGUCAAAUAUUUUGAGGGGGAUGUGGAGCCUAAUGUCAGGCAGGAAGCAGAAAGACAACAACAUCAUCAAACAGCGAAUCACACAACACGCAUCUUAUGUUGGAUCAUGACGGGACCCAAGAACCUGGAAUCCAAAACCAAGCACAUCAAAGGCACGUGGGCAAAGCGCUGCAACAAAGUGCUGUACAUGAGCUCCAUCAAGACAGACUUCCCCACUGUGGGGCUAAAUGUGAGUGAAGGAAGGGACAACUUGUACUGGAAGACCAUUCGAGCUCUUCAGUACAUCCAUCAGCACCACCUGGAAGAAGCAGACUGGUUCCUGAAAGCAGAUGAUGACACAUUUGUGGUAGUAGAGAACCUGCGCCACACGUUGAACAAUUAUGACACAGAGAAGCCGUUGUACUUUGGCAGAAGAUUUGCCCCUUUCAUUAGUCAAGGCUACAUGAGUGGAGGAGCAGGUUAUGCCCUUAGUAAGGAAGCACUGAGAAGAUUUGUCAAAGGUUUCAGCUCUGGGAAGUGUACCCACUCCUCCAACAUCGAGGACAUGGCUUUGGGACGGUGUAUGGAGACCAUGAAGGUGGAGCCUGGAGACUCCAGAGAUGUAAAGGGAAGACAAACAUUUCAUGCUUACCGACCAGAAAUGCUCCUGGUCAGACAAUUCCCGAGACCACGACCUUGGUAUUUGCUUUAUGAAUACUACACUCCAUCCGAGGGUCCAGGCUGCUGCUCAGAUUUUGCUGUGUCCUUUCAUUACAUUUCUCCUGUCCAGCUGUAUGUUUUGGACUACCUGACAUACCAUCUGCGGCCAUAUGGAUACAAAUACAGAUUCAAUCCUGAUAAAAAAAACAGAUCUCAACACAACAAAACCACGUGAAGUGUGGAUGUGUGUAUGAUAACCUAUGCACUAAUCGGACAAGCGGUGGGAGAUUUCAGAGCCAAGCUUAAUUUAUUUACCAAAAAUGAUCUAUGACCAUACUUUUAUAGCUUUUUAUGGUUAAAGACCUGUGGAUACUCAACACGUCUUCCUACCAAGGUCUGAUGUCAAUUUUGAGUGGGUCUAUUUUAUUAACUUGAAAUGAAGAAAUAUAAUUAAUAAUCACAUUUUAAGAUGUUGCAUAUAAAGGUGUAUUUCUCUUAUUAUCAUCCAUGUAUAUUAGAAAAGCUACUGGAUUAGUACACAACCUGCCUAACUAGCUCUUACUGUUUACAACUGCUGCAUUUCUUUACCUGAUAACCUACACUUUGUCUUAUCGUAACAGAUAUAGGAUUUAGUACUCACUUCACACUUUCCUAAUGAAAGUGUCUGCCUAAUGAGUAAAUGUAAUGUAUAGCUUGAUAGCAUGAGGGGUAAACCACAGUAAUAUUGGUAAAUUAAUGGAGUAAAUGUGUCCAUGUGCAGAAAGAACUAACUGAUCUUGUGCAAAAAUAAAAAAUUAUUGCAAAACGUAUUUAUAAAGAAAAUAUGGGAUAAAGGCCACUGAACAUGAAUGUUUUGUCAUAAGGAGGUGUGGUACCUGCUUCACCUGCAAAAAAGUUGCACACUCACCCCCUGCAUGGUUUUUCCUGGAAAACUUAAAAAAGGAUUUGGUGGCAGAUUCCUCGUGUGAGUAUCGUUUUGUAUUCAGCUUGUCUCUAGUGGCAGACUCCGGGUUUGGAUUGGAACUUCCCCCAUGAUUCCCUCUACAAAGACCUGGUACAUGCAUGUUUUAUAGACUUGUCAAAUCCCAUGGUGGAGAUGCAUUACCUUUUGAGUUAGAGUCUGCCUGUAAUGUAAGCGCUGUAGUUAAAUGGAUUUGAAUGAGUUUUGUGCCUGCACUUGGCCGGAGACAUUGGGCCUAUAUUUUAUUUUUAUCUUAAAAAAAGACCGACAAGUUUUAGUGAAUAUUUGAAUUUAUUUUAAAGGCAUGAUGUUGAAGAGAACACACACAUAUUUGGUCUAUACUGAAUACUUUUUAAACAUUUUUAGAUUUUUGUUUGUGCACCAUAGACUGUAUGGUGUGCACACGGCACUGCAGUCUUAUGGCAUUUUAUGGGUAUUGGUGGGGCGUUUAGCUAUGCUAAUUAGGAAAAAGUGGCACGCACUUUCAACUUACAAAGACAUGGCAUUCAUCUGAAUAAAUUUAAGCAAAUGUUGAAGAAGUUAUAGAUGAAUGAGGCCCAUUGUUUUCUGGUUUCCGUCCCAUUUUUGUGAGUACGAUAUCUCAAGAAUUGAGAAAAAGUCCAAAUAACUUGACUACGAUAGAAAACAUCAAGGAAAGAUGUGAAGGAGAAGCCGUAAGGACUUAGGAAAGGAGAACCAUGGAGCAGAGAAAAUACUGCUCCACUCACACUCAGUGGGCCUCAUUCACCAAUAUCUUCUCUUGUGAUAUUAUGAGAAACCUAAACUUCUAUGGUGGAUCAUGGAUUUUGACCAUGAUGGUGGAUAGUGAUCAUGGAUGGCAAUCCUGGUGGUGAAUCGUGGUGGCAGAGGAUCGUCGAUUAUGAAUACAACAAGAUUGGUUCCUUUUCGCACAUUUUUUUUAUGUACAAAUUUAUGUUAGACACUGUCUUUUAUCAACAAUUAUGUAAAUAUAUUAUUAGAGUUAUUUUAUUGAUGUGCUCUGCUACCCUCUAUUGCAUUUCUAUCGAACCUGGAAGAGGGAUCCCUCAAAUGUGUCUCUGAGUUUUCUAUGUUUUUCUUCCCUCUGUUGAAGCUUUUAUUUUUGUAGUUUUUCUUGUUGUGGGUUAAGGACAGAGGAUGUCGCACCUUGUUAAGCCCUGAGACAAACUAUAAUUUGUGAAUAUGGAUUAUACGAAUAAAAUUUGAUUGACAACCUGGGUGGAAGGAUACGGUAUGGGUCAGGAAAGAACCCAUUAAAAUUUGUUGCGGAUUCGGAUGAGGUGAUUACUACCUUCAUUUUUUGGUAGUAUUUCCUUACUACUGUUUAGGUGAAGGACAGAGGAUGCCGCACCUUGUUAAAGCCCUAUCAGACAAAUUGUGAUCUGUGGAUAUUGGCUAUAGCAAUAAAAUUUGAUUGAUUGAAAACCCAUAAUCACUAACCAGACCUUUUGUAGCAUGGAAUCUACCGUUAUUUAGUCUUGUACAACUCUAAGUGAACAUUUAGUAACAUACAUCUAUCUCUACAUGACCUUGCAGUGUGUAUGAAAGAAUUAAGACAUAGCGAGAGGCUACAGAUCAGUGGGAUUGACAGCUACUAGCUGUUUGUACUGAAAGUCUAAUUUGCCUCAAUGUUGCACUUUGGAAACGGGUUUGUUGAAAUGGACAAGCUUUAAGAAAUCAUAUUGUAUUUAUUGAAAAAGUUUAUUUUUAUUAAUAUUUUCUGAGUUCACUAUUCCUUCUGGUACGUUUACAAUGUUAAAAAAUAAAAGAAUAUAUUUUACAAUCAA
Hippoglossus stenolepis (Pacific halibut) is the source of this 3758-nucleotide messenger RNA. RefSeq lists its product as uncharacterized. The transcript is spliced from 3 exons. Gene Ontology annotation, molecular function: N-acetylgalactosaminide beta-1,3-galactosyltransferase activity. The record is from RefSeq and is a predicted model, not a curated record. Bases 262 to 1245 code for a protein of 327 amino acids. Gene Ontology annotation, cellular component: membrane. NCBI's taxonomy places the organism in Eukaryota, Metazoa, Chordata, Actinopteri, Pleuronectiformes, Pleuronectidae.